This is a messenger RNA of Caenorhabditis remanei, 387 nucleotides long. RefSeq lists its product as uncharacterized. The coding region runs from base 1 to 387 and encodes 128 amino acids. The transcript has a single exon. Lineage: Eukaryota; Metazoa; Nematoda; Chromadorea; Rhabditida; Rhabditidae. The record is from RefSeq and is a predicted model, not a curated record.
AUGUUAGUCGAACAAAAAUUAACAGAACACCUUCGAACACAUCUUGUUCUGAAGCCACGUGGCAGUCGCCGCCUUGUUAGAAACCACAUUGACACAACUGGCUCCUCCUACCAAGUUGGUCAAAUCCGAUGUACCAGCAGAUGCACUCCACUGAACAGCCAUUGGACUCAAUCCAUACUUCGAUUUCAAUGCUGUCAUCGUGGCAAUUGGACUGACAUCCCAAGCAGUUGUGCUUGUAAAGUACGCGAGAACCUUUUUGGAAGCUGUAGUUGGUUGGGAAAGAUAUCCUUGGAUUGCACUAAGCGCCAAGUUCAGAGUUUGUCCUGGUUGAUCGUCUUGAAGAAGUGUAUCGAUGGCAGAAAGGACAUCGUAUCUGAGAAAGAAUGA